CAUGAGGCUAGAAACUAGCACAGAAUGUAGAUGGAGGACUGAGGAGGUAGAUGAUGUGAGAUCGUGCUGUAACUACUUCCUGUUUACAGAGGAAGUGGGUUGACGGGAGAGGAGCAAACUCUCUGAGGAACAUCUGGAGGAGCAGAGUAACAGGAGCUGGACAAGAGAGCGGCCAUGUUGGCCAGACGAGCGGAGGUUAGUGUCGACGCCCUGUGCUGUAGCUCACACCGAGACGAGUCCUCCAGCUGCCACGGAGCCUCCUGAGUUUCGUCCUCCUUCAGGCAUGGAGAGCGCGAGAGUUGGUGAGACGCAGCAGAACGUACUGCUGGAGGUCCUCGGCUACUGCAGGUUCCUGCACGCAGCAGUGCAAAGGCUCGAGCAGAAGAUCGACAGCCUGCAGUCCCAAUGCAGGAACCCAGAGAUCUCACAGAAGCUGACCGUGUCAGUAGGGGGCGCUCAGCUCUCCCGCUCCCUCUCACGGCGCCUCGGACCUUCGCCUCAGGCAAAGCCGCCGAGAAGCCCUGAGCGGCCACAGGCUACGGAAAACGUCCCUCCUCAUGGCGUCAACGGGAAGAAAGACAAGCGCAGGAGACGCCGAGCUCCCAGAGCGUCCGAGACGCGACAGGAAGCAGCGAGACUGGUGAAAGAGGAGGAGCCACGAGAUGAAGCUGUGCAGAAGAACAGCAGAACGAAGCGAUGGAGAAAACAAAGGAAACGUCACGCUGCAGCUCGAUGUGACCCCGAGGAGGCACCGGGCAGCGAGGACAGGAACGCUAAUGAGUGAGCGAUUAGGCAGAAUGUCGGGGUUCGUUUUCAGCGGCUCACGUUUAUAUUAACGCAAGUAAUUUUUGGAUAGAAAAAAAAAAUCGGAUGUCCAAUCAGAUCGCUUCAGCUCAGGGGGUGGAGCCAAGUCCGUUUCUCCACCAGUAAACGAGUUAUUUUAGUCAUUACAUUUAAUAUCCUAAUUGCGUUUAUACCUGAUGGCCUUCAAUACAGUUUAACGCUGCAAAUAAAAUGUAUGUGGCGGCCUCUAGGGGGCAGAUUUUGACCACCGCAUCGAACAGUUGAAAAAAAAAUCAUUUAAAUAAAUGACACAGAAAAGGAAUCUUGUAUUCUUCUGUAUGUUGCAAGUCAGAGACAGGUAACCAUAGCAACAACCGUGCGAUCGUAGCUUAGUAUGUUAAUACGCAUGUUUGUUUUCUCUCAUUUCAGUUGAAAAUAAUCAGAACGAGCGCCAGGCGUCGUGUCGCGUUCAGCACCGUCUGACGUGUGGAUGUCGGCGCUCGUCACUGCGCGUGGCGACGCCCCUUAUUUACACUCCAUAAAGAAACACUCGUCUGUUUGUACUGUUGUAAUAGAACACUGAAUAAAGAUGCAUCAUUUUUUUGUGUUUUUUUUAUUAACUAUUCGUUUCUAUUUGCAAAUAAAUUAAAAUGACUGAC
Tachysurus fulvidraco (yellow catfish) is the source of this 1442-nucleotide messenger RNA. RefSeq lists its product as uncharacterized. The transcript is spliced from 5 exons. The record is from RefSeq and is a predicted model, not a curated record. The coding region runs from base 284 to 784 and encodes 166 amino acids. NCBI's taxonomy places the organism in Eukaryota, Metazoa, Chordata, Actinopteri, Siluriformes, Bagridae.